Closterium sp. NIES-65 is the source of this 2805-nucleotide messenger RNA. The record is from the annotation of a GenBank genome assembly. NCBI's taxonomy places the organism in Eukaryota, Viridiplantae, Streptophyta, Zygnematophyceae, Desmidiales, Closteriaceae.
AUGGUCAUGGCGGGACCCACGGAAGCGGGUGUCAAGGAGAGGUUGCUGGCGAGAGAGGCGCAGCUAGAAGGCUAUCAAGAGAGCGAGAGGGAGCGGCUGCAGACGCUGGCUGGUUUGGAUCUGGAGCUACACGGCGAAAUCCCGUCGCCAUAUCUCUCUGCCAAGGUCAAGAUAAGGAAAAAUAAGACAGUGAUCAAGGAGGUGCAGUACAAGGGGGAGCGUUUCUACGGCUCACAGGAGGUGCUGAGGGCGGCUUCCGAUCAUUUCCGGGAAUCGUUCAGCGAGCAGACGGGAACGGAGAGACAGGAGGGGGGGACGGUCGAAGUGGCUACUAGCUUACCGGGUGAUGCGGCGGCGAGGCUCUGUGCCCCGUGGACAGAGAGAGGGGUGAAGGAGGCACUCGCGGGGCUGCCGAGAGGCAAGUCGCCGGGCAGGGACGGGUUGCCACCGGAGCUUUUCAGGGCUCACUGGGAUCUGUUGGGUGGGCCGCUGAUAGAAUUUGCGAAAAGGUUCGAGAGGACGGGCCACUUGGAUGAGGCCUUAUCCACGGCGGUCACGGUCCUGCUGCACAAGAAGGGGCCGACGGACCAAUUAGGGAACUACCGACCCAUCACGCUCCUCAGCACGAUCUACAAGGUGCUGGCGAAGGUGCUCGCGAACAGACUCAAAAAAGAACUUCACCUGGUGAUAUCGGAGGACCAACACGGCUUCGUUUCGGGGAGGAGCCUGGCGGAAGCAGUAUCGGUGGUCGCGGAUGCGGUGGAGGCGGCGGACAACGGGGGAGAGGACUGGUUUCUCCUGAUGGUGGAUUUCCAAAAAGCGUAUGAUACAGUGGCGAGACCGUACCUGUUUGAGACGAUGAGGAAGCGGGGAAUACCGGAUGAGUUCGUGAGAUGGACGGAGGGGCUGCACCACGGCUCAGGGACGUCAGUGGUGAUCAACGGCUGGGUCAGAGAGAGGGUGGAGAUGAAGAAGGGAGUGAGACAAGGUUGCCCGCUGGCGCCGUAUCUCUUUCUCUGUGCGUUGGAGCCGUUAUACCUGGAGGUUAAAAAGCAAGGGCUGGGCGUGAAGGAGAAGGAAGGGACGGCGGAGUUAGCGUAUGUAGGAUAUGCGGACGACACAACACUCAUACUGAAAGGAGAGGAACAGCUGAGGUCGGCAGCAGAAGCGCUGGAGCAGUUUGGCAGGAUAUCAGGUCUGCGAACAAACAACGACAAGUCGGUGGUCAUGCCGAUCGGAAGGAACAAAGGGAGGCAGUCGGUGGAGGGAGUACCUUUCAAAUGGGCGGAAGCGGGUGUACGAAUCGACAACAUGGCGGUCAAAAUGGUGGGGAAGAUGCUAGCGGAGAAGAACGCGACGAAGAAAUGGUUAGCAGAGAAAGCGGCGGCGUUGCCGCAAGGAGAAGCAACGUUUUUUGCGGACCCGUCGGCGGGGAAGCACUGGCCUGGGGGCAACCAAAGGUGGAAAGCGGCGGUGGAGGCGUUCUGGGAUUCCCCGUACGCGGUGCUGCCGGAGCCAUCAUGCGGAUGGGAGGUGGAGCAGGAGUGCCUCUGCUUCAAUCGCAGGAUCAUGUUCAGAGGAAAGAGCCCGUACGGGAAUCAACAGGGGACAGAGGAUUUAAGGAAGAAGAAGAUUGGGGAUCUGGUAUCAGGGGGACCGGGGGCGGAGCGCAAGGUGAAAAGCAAGGAGACGCUGAGAGAGGAAUUAGGAGGAGUGGCAGUGGCGAGAUGGGCGCUGAUGGCGUACGCGGCAACAUCGGAAGAAUGGAAGAAAUUGGCAAUUGCGGGGAAGACGGCGGAGAAACUGGUGGAAGUGGCGGGCGUGGUGAGGACGUUCUUACCACGGACGCAGGAGCAUCUCUAUUGGAAGGUGUCGGGGGCUAAAGAGGAGAAAGUGACGGUGUCAAGCGCGGAGCUGACCAGGGAGGCUAAGAUAGAGGAAUGGGCCGAACUAGUCAAGGCGUCGUUCAGGCCGGAGUAUGUGGAACCAAUAGCUACCAGAGGCGGCAGAGUGCUGGGAGUGGUGGGCGCCCCGGCGGUAAGGCUGAAACUGUCUAAGCUGUUCGACGACGAUGGAGCGCUGUCGAGGAUUAAGGCGAUACGGCGGGUGCUAGCAGGGCCAACCACGGCCUCAAGGAAAAGGAGCGAAUGGGAGGAAAGAUGGGGGAGGAAGAUAGACUGGAGGAAGGUGGAGAGCAGGAGGGAUUCGAUGGUGAUCCCCAACAGGGCAAGGGAUGUACUGCUGAUGAUGCACUGCCUAAACCUACAAGUGGGUGGCAGACUGAAGUUCCUGGGCGAGAGGGCAAGGUGUUCACAUUGCGGGGAGCCGGAAACGCUGGAGCAUUGCAUGUUCAGCUGCCCCCUCGUCCAGCCGGUGAUCGGCGCGCUGUUGCGGUCGCUACGGAUGCUGGACCCCUCCAGCAACCCGGACUCACUAGGAGCCCUGCUUUUCGAGGAGGGGCAGACGCGAUCCGGUUUCACUUCCGCAACGCUAGUGGCGACUACUUUCCGCCACAUCUGGCUGGCGAGCAACGUGGUCUGGCGGGGGGAAACCUUUCAGAGGAAGAAGGUGGCAAGAGGGGCCAUCAGGGAGUUUGUGCAGCAUGCCCAGGUGUACCGUACGGAGCUGACGAGGAAGGCGCGUAGGAAGGGUACAGCACAGCAAGGGAUAGACCCAUGGCGUGACCUAAAGGGAGAUGAGAGAGCGGCGGUGACGUUGCUCAGCGAACUAGGGGGAAAGGCCACGUGGAGCGACGGGUUUCUCUCCAUUUGGCGCAACCCCAGAACGAUCAGGCAGCCUCCGUAG